AUGGACCAAACUCUGUCCCUCCUCCUUGUUUUCUCAGGGCUGUCCAUCCUCCCCUCAUGCCUCCCUCAUCAGUUCCACUUUGUGAACAUGAAAAAGACCUGGACUGAAGCUCAGAAUAUCUGCAGACAGAACUACACUGACCUGGCCACCAUAGAUGAGGACAUGGCAGAUAUGAAGAAGCUCAACCAAAAUGCGACCAAUAAGUACAUUCUCAUCACGGAAUAUAAGUCUUGGAGUGAUGCUCACAGCUAUUGUCAGCAAUACCACACAGACCUGGCCAGUGUGAGGAACACAACAGAGAGGGACGCCAUCAAGAGUAUCUUACCUGACAUCAAUGGUAUCUACAGAGUGUGGAUUGGCUUGAAGAAAUCUCUUGGAGUCUGGAGGUGGUCUGACCAGAGUGGCUCCUCUUUCAAGAGCUGGGAAACAUUCAAGGCAAACAUGGCAGAUGGGAGUUAUCAGGACGGAGAGUUCUGUGGUGAAGUUACUUUCUCUUCUGGAAAGUGGAAAUAUCAGGAUUGUACCACCAACUCUAAUUUUAUCUGCUAUGACGAUGAACUGGUCCUGGUCUCAGAGAACAAGACGUGGUCAGAAGCCCUGUGGCACUGCAGAGAUCUGGACAUGGAGCUGGUGUCUGUCCACAACCAGAACAUCCAGCACUGGGUCCAACAGAGAGCCAAGAAGGCCUCCACUCCCUUCGUCUGGCUGGGCCUGAGGUACACCUGCACCCUGGACUUCUGGUUCUGGGUCAAUGGAGAAGAGUCCUGCUACCACAACUGGUCCGACGGGGAGGGCUACGACACCAUCAAGGAGCAGUGUGGGAACACGGGGGCCAUACAGAGAGACGGGGGUCAGUGGGUCGGGAAGUCUGAGACUGAGAGAUUCAACUUCAUCUGCAGCAACAGUACUGGUGAGAUGUGA
Molecule: messenger RNA, 921 nt
Organism: Salvelinus namaycush (lake trout)
Lineage: Eukaryota; Metazoa; Chordata; Actinopteri; Salmoniformes; Salmonidae
Product: lymphocyte antigen 75-like
Exons: 4
Coding region: 1-921 (306 amino acids)
Source: RefSeq, a predicted model, not a curated record